AUGUCCGGACGCGGUAAAGGAGGCAAAGUUAAAGGCAAGUCCAAGUCUCGUUCAUCCCGGGCUGGACUUCAGUUUCCAGUCGGUCGUAUCCAUCGUCUGUUGAGAAAGGGGAACUAUGCUGAGCGUGUUGGUGCCGGCGCCCCUGUUUACCUCGCUGCAGUGCUCGAGUAUUUGGCUGCCGAAGUUCUCGAGUUGGCUGGCAACGCUGCCCAGGAGGAUGCUCCCGUCGCCUCAGCGUGGCCCUCCUGUGGAAACGUCCGCCCGGGGAAACGGAUAGGCAAACUGGCCAUCAGAAACGACGAGGAGUUGAACAAACUUCUGUCUGGCGUCACCAUCGCUCAGGGUGGUGUCUUGCCCAACAUCCAAGCCGUACUUCUGCCCAAGAAGUCUCAAAAGACACCAGGUGGCAAGGCAUAA
Molecule: messenger RNA, 417 nt
Organism: Biomphalaria glabrata
Lineage: Eukaryota; Metazoa; Mollusca; Gastropoda; Planorbidae
Product: histone H2A-like
Exons: 2
Coding region: 1-417 (138 amino acids)
Cellular component (GO): nucleosome
Molecular function (GO): protein heterodimerization activity; structural constituent of chromatin; DNA binding
Source: RefSeq, a predicted model, not a curated record